GGUCCGUCACUGCAACACACCACUGACUUCGGUUUACACCAAAAGACAAAAUGAAUACAGCUAUACCUAAUUCAACUUACUCACCGACCGAUUUAACCUGCGUAUUGUAACCUGCUGGACCGACGCCGCUGAAUGUGGUGGUUUGCAUUUCCUGUGUAGUACAAUAUGAGCAGCCAGUGUGUGUUUACAGUCAGUGGAGUGAGCUUACAAAGUGCGCAGAGGGUCUUAUCUCGGUAGCUAGCGUUAGCCCUUUAAAGCUGCUGUCUGUGGCCCGCUCUGGCUGUAUCAUUCGUGGGACAGGUACUUUUCAAUCAGCUAAGCACCAUGAAUCUGGUACGUCUCGUGUGCCGCCACAAGACAGCCUUGGUCAUUGGCACUGUGUGCAGCUUUGCUGUAGUUCUGGUCUUCUUGGCCAAAUGUACCUCAGAAACCCUGAAACAGGGCCACCAGGAUCCUCCCGGCCUUGCCCCUCGUCCCAGUGAUCUCCAGUCCCAUCCAGAGCAUCAUCAUCCCCCUUCCGCAUCCAAAGACUUGUCAGCAUUCCUCGUGGUCCUCAUCACAACUGGACCCAAGUACACAGAGCGGAGGAGUAUCAUCCGAAGCACCUGGCUGGCCAAGCGGGACUCUGAUGUGCUGGCUAUGUUUGUGGUGGGGACCCAGGGACUUUCCAAUGACGACCUUCAGAACCUUAACACAGAGCAAGGCCGGCACAAGGACUUGCUCUUACUGCCUGACCUGCGAGAUUCUUACGAGAAUUUAACGCUCAAGUUGCUUCACAUGUACUCCUGGCUGGACCAGAAUGUGGAGUUCAAGUUUGUCCUCAAAGCGGAUGACGACACCUUUGCUCGCCUAGACCUCCUAAAGGAGGAGCUGAAGGGGAAGGAGCCCAAUCGGCUUUACUGGGGCUUCUUCUCAGGGAGAGGGCGAGUGAAGACUGCUGGGAAGUGGCGGGAAAGCUCUUGGGAGCUUUGUGACUACUACCUGCCCUACGCGCUGGGUGGAGGCUACAUCCUCUCAGCUGACCUUGUGCGUUAUGUACAUAUCAAUACAGGCUACUUCAAGACCUGGCAGAGUGAGGAUGUGUCACUGGGCGCCUGGCUGGCACCAGUGGAUGUUCGGCGGACGCAUGACCCACGCUUUGACACAGAGUAUAAAUCGCGUGGUUGCAACAACAAAUACUUGGUGACGCAUAAGCAGAGCUUGGAGGACAUGUUGGAAAAACACCAGACUCUGCAGCGUGACGGCAGGCUCUGCAAGGAGGAAGUGAAGCUGCGACUGUCUUAUGUGUAUGACUGGGGUGUGCCCCCGUCACAGUGCUGCCAAAGGAAGGAUGGCAUUCCUUAAUUUUUGUCCUUUUUUAUGAGUUAGCUUCUAAAUCCUCCGCAGUUACUAAAAAAAGGAAGGUAUCAUAUUUUUUUGGCCAGUUCUCCAGUAUUACACGAUGUAAAGUUAUUUAACAGGUUCCAGACAAAAUAGUAAAGGCCUUAAUGUUGAUUAAGAAGAAACCCUAUAUAGAAUAUUUUUCUGAUUGCAAGAAUAGUAAUUUCACUGCUUUUUUUGCAUGUAGACCAGUAGAUCAUGCUCAUCAUUUUUUUGAAAGAAAUUUUUACCAAUGUUUAGUGAUUUUACCAGUACUGACAGUAAUGUUAUAUUUAAAUUAUAUCAUCAUAUCCAAAUUGAUAUCAUGUUGAUAAUAAAAUAAUAUCACGUUGAUAAUCAAUUGCCUCUUAAAUCAUAAUCGCUUUUGUACCGUCAUGGUUACAAACUCUCCAUCCACCUACACUCAUAUUUUGAGUGUAAAAUUGUCAAAAAAGAGACAAAAUGCACAGUAAACAAAGUUACAGAUGAAUUAGAUUAUUUUUUAUCUCAGUCUUAACAAAAGUGAAAAAUAAUUUGUGUAUCUGUCCUGUGAUUUAGCCUUUAAUUUCAUGUCUACCUCCAGUUUCACAUCUUUGAGUGGUGUAAAAAUGGAGAACUGGCUGCAAAAUAUUAUCCUUGACUCUCAAACAGGAAGCCAACUUCACUCUUGUGUCCUUUUCCUCCUUUGGCCUUGUUAUUUGGACCCAUGCUCAUGUCAGUGCUCUCUUUACCGCCAGUUUACCAUGUUGGUGGGCUCUUUCUCUCCUCUGUUUAUGCUUCUCCUGAUCAAUAUUUUCCAACACUAUGAAAUUUGUUUUUCUUCCAGUGUAAUAGUUAGUACAGGGAAAACACAGAUGGGAUAAUUUUACCCUGCCAUGAUGUCUACAUUUAUUUGUAAAAGCAAUUUUAUUUGUAUUUUAUUUAUUGUUAAUUUAUUCUGCAGCAAACACAACACUUAAGUAUUCAGUUGGGACAGAGGCACACUGGCUGUGGUUGCUGCUAAUAGGUGAAAUUUGUAUUUAUAAACAUGUUGGAGUGGAAAUCUUAUACUUCACAUGAGAAAUGUUCACUUUUUAAAUGUAAAACUUUUGUUUACGGUCAACGGUACUACACGGUUUCAUGUUUUUGGAGGUGCAAAGAAUGUGUAAGAGAAAAUGGUUGAAUGUGUUCUAUUCAUCAGGCCUUCUUCCUUAUACUGGAGCCUAUCGGAGGAUAUUUACAUUUCAAAGGCAACUGUCAUGCUUUAGGUCAGUACGUUAACUGUGCAGAGAUGUUAAGUUAUUUGAAUGUUUGUUUGCAAGGCACCACAGAUUCAGAUGGAGGAACUUGAGGUGGACUACCAGCUGGCACUUGGUCACUUUUUUAAAUAAGACAAACAUAGUUUUUAAAGUCCAUAAGUCAUUAUUUAAUGAUACCUUGUUUAUGUUUUCUGAUGUUAAGGCCUUCAACCUGAACUUACCCUGUGAUGUCAGUAGCUGUGUCCUGAAAUUUGUGAAAUGUGUUCAGCGUUGAUUAAAGGGUACAAUGCGUUGGAGCACCAGCAGUUACAGAAUGCUGCAAAAAGAGCUCCGUCCGAGCUCGUUUUUAUGAUGUUUUUUGUGAAAAAUGAGAUGAUUGUUUUCUCACUGUUGUCACUAGCAACAACAGAAUCACUUCAACCUAAGUUCCAGUGUUUGUUCUAUGUACAUGGUCAGCCUCCCUGGGUGUUUUAUUAAAAAUGUUAAAUGUA
This is a messenger RNA of Centropristis striata (black sea bass), 3088 nucleotides long. RefSeq names its product UDP-Gal:betaGal beta 1,3-galactosyltransferase polypeptide 6 (gene b3galt6). Gene Ontology annotation, molecular function: UDP-galactosyltransferase activity. NCBI's taxonomy places the organism in Eukaryota, Metazoa, Chordata, Actinopteri, Perciformes, Serranidae. The transcript has 2 exons. The record is from RefSeq and is a predicted model, not a curated record. Gene Ontology annotation, biological process: glycosaminoglycan biosynthetic process. Gene Ontology annotation, cellular component: membrane. Bases 325 to 1344 code for a protein of 339 amino acids.